Molecule: messenger RNA, 2169 nt
Organism: Carassius gibelio (silver crucian carp)
Lineage: Eukaryota; Metazoa; Chordata; Actinopteri; Cypriniformes; Cyprinidae
Product: beta-2 adrenergic receptor
Exons: 2
Coding region: 1071-2132 (353 amino acids)
Biological process (GO): G protein-coupled receptor signaling pathway
Cellular component (GO): membrane
Molecular function (GO): trace-amine receptor activity
Source: RefSeq, a predicted model, not a curated record
UGAGCCUCUUAUCUAGCUGUUGCCAUAUUGCUUUUUUUUUUAAAGAUGAAAAGCAUAAAUGUUGUAUCAAAUAUUAUCGUCUGACACUUCAUGUAAGUACUCUAGUAAAUACUAAAAGUGCCAGCAUGCAUUUCACUGUUUUCUUAGUCAAAGAAUCCUAAAAGUGUUUUCCUGUUGUGUGAAGGAAGCGCCCAUUGAUGAUUCAGCACAUGUAUAUUUGGCUCACUAACUGUAUUUCUUGUUUCUGCAGAGAACAGCCUUGUCAUCUGAACAUGAUAUCCAUGCACCACACUAAAACUAAAACUGUAAAUGUUUUUUUUUUUUUCCUAAUUACAAUUACGUUGACAGCAGCGUUGUUAUUCUACUUUCUAGUUAGAACUUGUGAGACAAAUGUGUAAACAGUAUAACUCUCUGCUGCCCCCAGGUGCCUGUGUGUGCACACACACAAAGGAUUCAGGCAACUGCAAUUUUUUUCUUUUAUCAGGUAUUUUAGCUCUGACUGUGUUCGUUGAAUGUUGCAUAUCAAUGAUACACACAAUUGCUUUUUAAGCAUGAUGCGGUGCUCUUAUAACGGAGCCACUGGUUGAUAACUACUCGUGAUUGAUAAUCUCUAAUGAUUAUGCCUGUGUAGUAAUUGAGGGAAAAGUAAACAAUAGCCUCUGGGGGAAUCCAGUGACUGCUGCAGCGCACGUCAGACUGGCAUCACUCCUCGCGCUCAAGGCUGUUCGUGCACACGCGUAAUGUAAAGAGCAGUCAGACACAGGGGCUUCUAGUGGACAUUUCCCCAUUCCUCCAAAUGCAUAACUGGUGCAAAGUUUGUCAAGGUGUUUGCUUAUAAACUGUAUACAUAUAUAUAAAGAAUCUUGGCAGAAUAGCCCGGACUCGUAGACAAUAUUUUUUCAGAUGUGCUAGAAGGCGCCGAGAAGUUGGAGAUAUGGAUUUUCAUUUUAAGGAGUGAAUUUCUCAAUUUGGAAAGACCACCAUGAGCAGGUUGCUGUGCCUUGCCUCCGAGCCAGAAGGAGAAAUACCACUGUGCUACUGACAGGAAUUUUACGCGCAGCUGAACAAGGAUGCCAGAGGAGCUCGCAAACUGCAGUGUGUGUUGCUGUACCACGACCAGUAAGAUACUCAUGGUGGUCUUCAUGAUAUCACUGAUACUUGCUAUACUCUUCGGGAACCUCCUGACAUUAGCAGUGGUCGUUGGAACGAAACACUUCCACACUCCACAGGGUUAUUUAAAAGCCUCACUGGCCGUGGCAGACCUAGCUGUGGGGAUUUUUGUGGUGCCCGUCUCCGUUUACGCAGAAGUAUCUCUCAUGAUCUACAAUUCAAUGCCAGAGUGGACAGCGCGCAAUUCCCAAGCCACACCUCUCCACCCGUGCAAUUUUAUCGGACCUGUGUUUGCGGGAUGCACUUUAGUUUCCAUUACAACAAUUUUCCUCCUGACUAUUGAAAGGAGCAUUGCCGUUUUGAGGCCACUGCACAAGGAAUCGGUCAUAACUAAAAAAAGAACAAGCAUACUAAUAGUCUUUUCCUGGAUGGGCAGUUUUUUCCUGGCAAUAUCCCCAUUGGUUUUCAGCGAUCAAAUCGCGCUGGAGUACAAUCCUUGCAGUCGCAUGUGCAAUUACGCGCUUGGAAGCGCAGACUUCCCUUCCCAAGCAUGGAACAUUCUCUUACUUUUCCCUGCCUUUGAUUUUACGCUACUCGGAGGUACUAUUGUCAUCAAUAUCAUAUCCCUCACCACAAUCCGCCAGCAUUCAAAAAGAAGAAAACAUCUUGCAGAGAACGAGAGUCAAAGCUCAACGAAACCAACCUUCUCCGACAUCAAGGCUGCCAAGACAAUAGGCACUCUGACGCUGGCUUUCACCGCUUCUUUUACUCCCAUCGCCGUGUUUGUAGUUGGAAAUGUGCUGGGAAAUGAAUGGUGCAAUUUUGCGUUUUUUGCCUUUUGGAUUUUGACCUCAAACAGCUGCUGUAAUGUUAUUAUAUACGGCGCGAGAGACCAGAAGUUUAGAAGUCGCGCGUAUCAGCUGCUCAUAUCCGCUCAAUUUAACACUGCGCCUAAGAAGACUGAGUAUGAAAACACUGUAAAUGGAGGGAAAGACAAUGAAGAAAUAGUCAAGCAAACCUAAUUAAUGAUAUAACUGAGCAGUAGCCCGAUUCAGGUGG